GAACAGCCUUGAGUUUGGUUGCUUCGUUUGGGAUCGCUGUGAUUGCGAAGCUGCAAGAAAUGUCCAUGGCCAAGUAUAACUUGUCACCAGCCGAAAUUAUUUCGCAUUCCGCACUUUUUUCUGCGUUUGCCAUUCUCAUCGGGUUGGUCAUCAGUGGGAAGCUGCUGACUUCCCUGGACAUCCUCGCUUUCCAGGAUUCCCAAGAUCGUCCUGCAGGGGUCUUCUGGGUUGCCACAAUCGGGUACUGCGUCACUAGGGUCUAUUUCUCAGUGCUGGGGUCUCACGGGGUCGCAAUUUCGUUGACCUGUGCAGCGGCUUCCGAAUCAAUUUUUAAAGUUCUUGUCAAAGUGUUCCUGUUGGCAGAACCCCUGCUUUUUAGAUACAUUUGGUCAGCUGUUAUGGUUUUUGUUGGACUAUUGAUGGCAACUAAAACACAGACCACAGUUCACAAUGGACGUCAUCAAACUAAUACAGCAAUGCCUUGAUGCAGUGUUAUUCCAUGCAAAAAAAUAAUUACUACCAUUUGAAUAAAUUGACUGAUCAUUUGCAACUACUGUAUAUGAGGGAAUAAGAGUGAUUUUCAUGGAAAAA
Molecule: messenger RNA, 591 nt
Organism: Notodromas monacha
Lineage: Eukaryota; Metazoa; Arthropoda; Ostracoda; Podocopida; Cyprididae
Source: the annotation of a GenBank genome assembly